CGGACGGUUCUGGCAGCUCCCGGGGCUGGUGCGGAGCGGAGCGCUCGUCCGCAGGGGCAGUGGCGUCGGCAGGUGCCGCCGGAGCUCCGCGAUGAGGACCCUGUGGAUGGUGCUGUGCGCGCUGGCACGGUUGUGGCCGGGGGCCUUCGCGGGCUGCGCUGAGGCCGGGCGCUGCUGCCCAGGCCGGGACCCAGCCUGCUUUGCCCGCGGCUGGAGGCUGGACAGGGUCUACGGAACUUGCUUCUGCGACCAAGCCUGCCGCCUCUCUGGGGACUGCUGCUUCGACUACGCCAGGGCAUGCCCAGCUCGGCCCUGCUUUGUUGGAGAGUGGAGCCCCUGGAGUGGCUGUGCAGGCCAGUGCAGGCCAACGUCGCGCGUGCGCAGGCGCGUGGUGCAGCAGGAGCCCCUGAACGGUGGGGCACCCUGUCCGCCCCUGGAAGAGAGAGCCGGCUGCCUGGAGUACUCCACGUCGCAGGGCCAGGACUGCGGGCACUCCUUUGUCCCUGCUUUUAUAACUACCUCCGCAUUCAACAAGGAGAGAACAAGACAAGUUGCAUCUCCACAGUGGUCUACGCACACAGAGGAUGCUGGUUACUGUAUGGAGUUUAAGACCGAGUCCCUGACGCCUCACUGUGCCCUGGAAAACCGGCCCCUGACUCGAUGGAUGCAGUAUCUUCGAGAAGGAUACACAGUGUGUGUGGAUUGUCAGCCUCCAGCUAUGAACUCCGUGAGCCUUCGUUGUUCAGGAGAUGGCCUGGACUCCGAUGGAAAUCAGACUCUCCACUGGCAAGCCAUUGGUAAUCCUCGAUGUCAAGGGACCUGGAGAAAAGUCCGGCGAGUAGAGCAAUGUUCCUGUCCAGCUGUCCACAGUUUCAUUUUUAUAUAGCAAGCCAAGUAACUAUUUCAAAAUUUGUAUGUGAAUGUACUAAAUAUUGUUAAGUUGUCUUUAAUGCUUCAUAAACCUUCCCAAACUGCUUCGCUAGAAGUCCUGGCUAUGUCAUCACCGUAAUCUGCUGUUGGGAGAGAUCUCAAGGAACACAGUAACUUUCUUUUAAUUUCUACUAAGUUGAUGACCCAUGCUUGAAACACCUGUGGUCUUAUCCCUUUGACCUUCGACCCAGACUGAGACAUCUGUCUGUCUGCACUGGAAUUAUUACCAUGUGGUCUAUUAUGGGUAGGCUGUCAAGUGCCCCUGCUCUGAAUCUUAUAAGAUUUCUCUCCAGUUCAUAAUCUCUAAAAAGCUUUUCACUUUGGAGAGAGUGAGAUGGAUAAAGAAGCAAUGUACUCAGAAAUUAGCAUGUUGGAUUGGAACUCCUUUGUACAACUACUUAAAGAAUAAUAAAAAGUUUGAAACAUCCUCUAACUAAAUAAGUUUCUACAUAUAUAUGUAUAUGUGUACACAUACAUGUAAAUGUUUAUGUGCAUAUAUACAUACACAGAUAUACCCUCUCAAUACAUAUUUCUCAUAUAUUAUCCCAUAAUUAUUUUAAGCAAGUUGUCAUAAGCAAUUUUUGGCAGGGCAAGAUGUUUAAAAUUUUAGUAAGCAUUUCUUAAUGAGAAAUUAACAAGGGUGUGAAAAAGUUGUUU
Perognathus longimembris pacificus (Pacific pocket mouse) is the source of this 1587-nucleotide messenger RNA. RefSeq names its product somatomedin B and thrombospondin type 1 domain containing (gene Sbspon). Bases 92 to 886 code for a protein of 264 amino acids. NCBI's taxonomy places the organism in Eukaryota, Metazoa, Chordata, Mammalia, Rodentia, Heteromyidae. The transcript is spliced from 5 exons. The record is from RefSeq and is a predicted model, not a curated record.